CUCUUUUCUUCACCAAUUCCACCACCAAAACCCUCAGCUCCAGCCAUGAAAAUUGCCCAAUGGUGCAGAUCAAAAGGGAAUGCGCACUGAAUGAGAUGGAGGGCGAGCGUUGGGCUAUGGUGGAGAAAUCUGGCACUCAGUUUCUGGUGAAUGGCCAACCUUUCUUCGUAAAUGGAUUCAAUACGUACUGGCUUAUGGUCUUCGCCGCCGAUCACUCCACUAGAGGGAAGGUCGGUGAGGUUUUUAAGCAGGCGGCGGCGUCCGUAAAUGUUUGCAGGACUUGGGCUUUCAACGAUGCGGGAUGGCGAGCGCUUCAGAUUUCUCCGUCGGUGUACGAUGAGGAGGUGUUCCAGGGGCUGGACUUCGUGGUGAGCGAAGCUGGAAAUCAUAAUAUGAGAUUGAUACUUUCGUUUUGUAAUAAUUGGGAAGACUAUGGAGGGAAAGCUCAGUACGUGAAGUGGGGAAAGGAAGCUGGCCUCAAUCUUACUUCUGAUGAUGAGUUCUUCGUGGAUCCAACCAUUAAAGGUUACUAUAAAGCUCAUGUUGAGAGAGUUCUGAAUAGAAUCAAUACUUUCACCAACGUGAAGUAUAAGGAUGAUCCAACAAUCUUUGCAUGGGAAUUAAUGAAUGAGCCACGCUGCCUAUUGGAUCCAUCAGGUGAUACUCUACAGGCAUGGAUAGAAGAGAUGGCUCAUUUUGUCAAGUCCAUCGAUCCAACCCAUAUGCUAGAGAUAGGGUUGGAAGGUUUCUAUGGCCCCUCAACACCAGAGAAAGUGCAACUUAACCCUAACUCUUACAUGGGACAAGCUGGAACUGACUUUAUCAGAAAUCAUCAAACUCAAGGCGUCGAUUUUGCUUCAGUUCACAUCUAUUCAGACACUUGGCUGCCGGAUUCAUACUCCGAUGAACAUUUUGACUUCGUCGAGAAAUGGAUGCAGAGUCACAUGGAUGAUGCUGAUAAAACAUUAAACAUGCCUGUUGUAUUUGGAGAAUUUGGGGUGUCUUUAAAGGAUGAGAGAUUUACCUCAGAGUUUAGAGAAGCUUUCAUCAGCACAGUACACAAGAUGCUGUUGAGGUCAAGCAAAAGAGGGGGAAGUGGGGGAGGAAGCCUGCUGUGGCAGCUGUUCCCUGAGGGGAUAGAACACAUGGAUGAUGGUUAUGCUGUUGUUUUAGCCAAAUCUCCGACGAUGUCGAAUAUGAUCUCCCUCCAUGCCACAAAGCUUCAGAAGGUGAGUUCAGAAUCCAGUUGGAAUGAUGGCAAUGGUGAGGAUGAUGAACUUUUUCAUGAAGAACUCUGAUUAGAGGAGAGCUCAAUUGGAUGCUAUGAAACUGCAUGUAAUAUUUUUUUGCUCAGUUGUUGUGAUGCCAUACUACCUGAACUCUCUACAAUAUGUAAAGAUUUUGUUUUGUAGGGCUCAAGUAAUAAAUAAUCUUUAAA
Molecule: messenger RNA, 1438 nt
Organism: Phalaenopsis equestris
Lineage: Eukaryota; Viridiplantae; Streptophyta; Magnoliopsida; Asparagales; Orchidaceae
Product: mannan endo-1,4-beta-mannosidase 8-like
Molecular function (GO): hydrolase activity, hydrolyzing O-glycosyl compounds
Source: RefSeq, a predicted model, not a curated record